This is a messenger RNA of Postia placenta MAD-698-R-SB12, 942 nucleotides long. RefSeq lists its product as hypothetical. Lineage: Eukaryota; Fungi; Basidiomycota; Agaricomycetes; Polyporales; Adustoporiaceae. Gene Ontology annotation, biological process: mitotic cell cycle. Bases 1 to 942 code for a protein of 313 amino acids. The transcript is spliced from 4 exons. The record is from RefSeq and is a predicted model, not a curated record. Gene Ontology annotation, cellular component: mitotic spindle; DASH complex.
AUGGACUCGCCUAACAUCUCCGAGCUCAACGACUUCCACAGCGGCUCCCGCCUGCUAUCAGAACCCUCCUUAUCUCACGAUUCCAGCUCUGGCCUAUCAGGUACUGGUCCAGGCGGGAACGACCUCUCGCUCUCCGAACUAUCGCUUUCCGACCGACCGCAGCCCGGCCCAUCGCGCAAGCCGAAAUUUAGUCUCCUCGCACAACCGCUUCACCAAGACGACCUUUCAGACGACAGCGCUGUUGCCGAUGGGGACUACGAUCCAGAUGCAACAGAACAGCUUGAUGAGACAAUGACUCAGGAGGACGUAGAGAAAGCGAGGAAACUGGCAUCCAGGACGCGCGAGGAGAAACUGCAGCACGAUCUGUUUAUUCUCAAGAAGCUCAAUUCAGCGUUUGAUGUGUACAAAGAAGCCUUGAGGGAGACCAAGUCCAGUACAGAGCGCGUGGCGAUACAAUUGGAUCAUACGUAUUCACUCUUGGACAAAUAUGUCAGGAUUCUAUCGAAGUCGGAAGAUGUCACUCGGCUGAUCAUGGACGAGCGUUGGCAAGGGGCAGAAGCGGACGAGGAGAUCAUCGAGCAAGAACGUCAAGAGGCAAUCGAGCGUGCGCGUCGCGAAGAGGAGGAGCGCAGACUAUCCGAGCAACGAGAACGAGAGCGGAAGGAGCAAGAACGCAAAGAGCACGAGGAGCGCGAAGAGCGCGAACGACUCGAGCGAGAACGGAAUGAAGCGGUUAAGCAGGCGGGAAGAGGCAGUGGUGUCAGAGGAGUGAGAGGUACCAGGGCAUUCAUGCGCGGAAUGCGGGGAGUGCCUCGUGCUGCUCCAGCUGCGAGUGGGAGUACCAUCGGCACACGAGGAGUACGAGGAACGACUGCAAGAUCAACAUCAUCGGCCUCCACUCGAUCAGUUGGCAGCGCUCGUGGUAUACCACGGAAGGUCUGA